GUCCUAAAACUUAAAAUCCCAAAUUUCUAAUCGUGUGUCUGUAUGUUACAGAUGCACUUGAUAUCAAGAGAAAUGGGAUAUUUGGGGUUGAUGUUGUUGAAGUACAAAGUUGCAUAUACAGUGGUGGAUACUAUAAUGGUGAUGUUAAGUAAGUUGAUGUACGGAGAUAUAAGCAAAUAUUAUGGUGUGAAAAGGCCAGAAGAAGGACCAUUUGCUUGUAAAAUAAAGUAUGGGAAGUACCCUGUUUUUGAUGUGGGGACUUAUCAAAAGAUCAAGUCCGGUGAAAUUCAGGUGUUACCUGUAAUGAAAGGCAUAAGAGGAAAUGAUGUUGUGUUGGAAAAUGGUAAAAUUCAUCAAUUUGAUGGUAUUGUUUUUUCUACUGGAUUCAAGAGAACUAUUCACAAGUGGCUUCAGGGAGAUGAUUAUCUGCUGAAUGAAGAUGGAUUACCAAAGCCAGAAUUUCCACAACAUUGGAAGGGGAAGAAUGGACUCUAUUGUGUGGGGUUAUCAAGAAGAGGACUUUAUGGGAUUGCAUUUGAUGCCCAAAACAUAGCCACACAUAUCAACUCUCUGCUCUCUAAAUAAUUAUUUAUUGCUUUUGCUGAGUGAGAGUUUUUAGAGUCUUAGACAUGAAGGGAUGUGAAUGUUGGUUAGUUAAAUUAAAUUAUGACAUUUAAUUUUUUUUAUGCAAUGUAAUGUGAGUGAGAGAA
Messenger RNA from Solanum tuberosum (potato), 710 nucleotides. RefSeq names its product probable indole-3-pyruvate monooxygenase YUCCA10. NCBI's taxonomy places the organism in Eukaryota, Viridiplantae, Streptophyta, Magnoliopsida, Solanales, Solanaceae. Bases 43 to 585 code for a protein of 180 amino acids. Gene Ontology annotation, molecular function: monooxygenase activity; flavin adenine dinucleotide binding. The record is from RefSeq and is a predicted model, not a curated record. The transcript is spliced from 3 exons.